AAAAAAAAACUUCUUGGCUCACUUUGUCUCUUGUUCUCGCUGAGAAGCAGAAUUUAGGGUUCCGACCAUGGCCGGUUCGUUGUCGACGGGGGAUUUUCACAUUCGGAAGAAGCCGAGGUUGGAGAAAUUCUCCAGCGAAUCAAGUUACGGCUACACAUUCCGAGAACUCCGGAGAUACGACCCUUACGACGAUGAAUACGUACGACAGUACAUCUUAUACUACCAGUACCAUAAGAGCGAGGGUUUCGUGAUUGAUUGGGAUAAAUUGGAUUUUCGGUUCGAGACUAGGCCUAUCAUGGAUCCAUUCCGUCUUGAUGUGUGCAGUACCAAUGAUGAAAUGAUCCAUGGCGUGGCUCUCCGUGCUAUUACACAACACAAUGUUUGAUACGGUCAGUGUCGUCUUGAUAUAAUGAAUGAAUGUUUUUGUUCCUUUGUUUGUUCUUACUUGCUCACAAAGUUUUGUAUCCAGGGAAGUCGGAUUGAGUUGGUCGAUCACGUGUCGGCAAGUUACAGGUGGUGUGCUGGUAUACUUUAUUGGGUAACGUUUUUGGCUCGGGAUUUGGCCUCAUCCGAUCCCGAGCCUAGACUUUAUCAAGCUAAAGUUCGUCUCUGUGGACCAACGUUCUGUCAGAUUUAUAUCUUCAGGCUCAGACCAACUGAUGAAGAGAUUGCUGCAGUUCAAGUGGAUCCCCCUCCUCCAUUGUAUGAUGAUGACCCAGAGUUACCCACCAUACUUUUCACUGUGACUGGUCCAGGAUCGGGUUACAUGUCUAUACCCGAAGUUUUCUUCACUCGGAUUCCUGCAGAAGUUGAGCCCGUGUCGUCACCAUAAUCCUCACCGUGAAAACAAAAACUCAAAUGUGUCCGGUUGUAUUGUCUAAGUUUCUUAUUUCUCUCUUUCUAAUCCUAGUUAGAGCUCUAGUAACUUGGUAAGUUGUGGGGCUUAAACUUAUAUAUAUUUUUUUUUUUUUAUCAAACGACUUAAACUUAUAUAUAUCAUGAGGAAACCUAGUUAAAGAGCUUUGUUCCA
Messenger RNA from Arabidopsis thaliana (thale cress), 1030 nucleotides. RefSeq names its product proteinase inhibitor I25, cystatin, motif protein. The record is from RefSeq and is marked reviewed. Bases 410 to 832 code for a protein of 140 amino acids. Lineage: Eukaryota; Viridiplantae; Streptophyta; Magnoliopsida; Brassicales; Brassicaceae. The transcript has 4 exons.